AUGGGCGAGCGGCGGGCCGGGCCCGAGCGGGACUCCUCUCCAGGUGCCCUGGAAAAUGGUGUGAGAGCCAGCGAAGAGCCUCUUCUCCGGAAAAAUCCCCAUCGGUUUGUCAUCUUCCCCAUCCAGUACCCAGACAUAUGGAAAAUGUAUAAGCAAGCUCAGGCCUCUUUUUGGACAGCAGAAGAGGUUGACUUGUCAAAAGACCUGCCCCACUGGAACAAGCUAAAAGCAGAUGAAAAAUACUUCAUCUCUCAUGUUCUGGCCUUUUUUGCAGCCAGCGAUGGAAUUGUAAAUGAAAACCUGGUGGCACGUUUUAGCCAGGAGGUGCAGAUCCCAGAAGCUCGUUGUUUCUAUGGCUUUCAGAUCCUUAUCGAGAACGUUCACUCCGAGAUGUACAGCUUGCUUAUAGACACUUACAUCAAAGACCCUGAGGAAAGGGAUUUUUUAUUUAAUGCCAUUGAAACAAUGCCUUGUGUCAAGAAGAAAGCAGACUGGGCUCUCAGGUGGAUUGAAGACAGAGAAUCUACGUUUGGUGAGAGGGUGGUUGCCUUUGCUGCAGUUGAAGGAAUCUUCUUUUCGGGUUCCUUUGCUGCUAUAUUUUGGCUGAAGAAGAGGGGCCUGAUGCCUGGACUGACUUUCUCCAAUGAGCUCAUUAGCCGAGAUGAGGGUUUACACUGUGAUUUUGCUUGCCUGAUGUUUCACUAUUUGGUGAACCGACCGUCAGAAGAGAGGGUGCGCGAGAUCGUCGUUAACGCGGUUGAGAUUGAGCAGGAGUUCCUAACAGUGGCGUUACCUGUAGGUCUCAUUGGAAUGAACUGCACUUUGAUGAAACAGUAUAUUGAAUUUGUUGCAGACCGGCUGCUUAUGGAGCUUGGGUUCUCCAAGGUCUUUCACGCAGAAAAUCCCUUUGAUUUCAUGGAGAAUAUUUCUCUGGAAGGAAAAACAAAUUUCUUUGAGAAGCGGGUUUCAGAGUAUCAACGUUUUGCUGUUAUGGCAGAAACAAUGGACAAUGUUUUCACUCUGGAUGCGGAUUUUUGAUACCUUGACAAAAAAAGGACAGCAGUUUCCCCCUCCCAUCUUCUGCUGUGAAGUCAUCUCUACUUCCUCUCCUGGAAUUAGAGUCUAUUCGGAUUUUUUUUCCUGGCAUUUGAUGGUUUUUCUCUGC
This is a messenger RNA of Nothoprocta perdicaria, 1165 nucleotides long. RefSeq names its product ribonucleotide reductase regulatory TP53 inducible subunit M2B (gene RRM2B). NCBI's taxonomy places the organism in Eukaryota, Metazoa, Chordata, Aves, Tinamiformes, Tinamidae. Gene Ontology annotation, molecular function: ribonucleoside-diphosphate reductase activity, thioredoxin disulfide as acceptor. Gene Ontology annotation, biological process: deoxyribonucleotide biosynthetic process. The record is from RefSeq and is a predicted model, not a curated record. Gene Ontology annotation, cellular component: cytosol. The transcript has 9 exons. Bases 1 to 1038 code for a protein of 345 amino acids.